Lingula anatina is the source of this 759-nucleotide messenger RNA. RefSeq lists its product as uncharacterized. Lineage: Eukaryota; Metazoa; Brachiopoda; Lingulata; Lingulida; Lingulidae. The record is from RefSeq and is a predicted model, not a curated record.
AUGUAUGCAACCAGACCGGAAUUCAAAACCGCCCACUACUUUGAGGCUACUGGACCGGAAGAAGACCACUAUCUAUUUUUUAACAUCGGUGUGUUCAAGGAUUACACGCUCCAACUGUGUAACUAUGGAGAGUAUAUAAAGUGGAUGCAGGCACGGAACAACUAUGAAAUAAUUGAGGCUUAUCAUUUUCAUAAACAGCAGACUCAGCUUAUAUUACACGGCAGAGAAUCUCCGAACAAUGAUCUGCAAGUGGUGUUUAAGGAGAAUGUACACAGUCUGUAUUUGGAUGCCCUACUUAAGGUGUAUCCCGAUGCAAUCUUUGUUCAUACCUACCGCAAUCCAUGCACAUCCGUUGCUUCCUUGUGUUCUCUUCUUGAAAAGAUCAAACCGGUUUCUUCUGAGGAACAUGACGUUGACCUAAAGCAAAUUGGCAGAAAGGUUUUAAGGAAUUCAUAUUUCCACGGUGGAAUAGAGAUGAUGAAGUUUAGGAAGAACCACCCAGAACUGGAGCACAGAUUCAUCGAUAUUGCAUAUGACGACCUCGUUAUAUCACCCAUGGAUGUUGUGAAGAAAAUAUACGCUCACUUUGGCCUGGAACUGACCGACCAAGGGAAAGCCAACAUGGAGGGGUAUGUCAAAGAAAACCCACAAAACAAAUAUGGCCGCCAUGAGUAUGACCUGAAGCGUUUUCACCUGACAAAAGAGGAAGUUUUGGAGCACUUUAAAGAAUAUAUAGAGGAGUACAAAAUUCCUUGUUGA